Trypanosoma theileri is the source of this 1656-nucleotide messenger RNA. Its product is annotated as putative galactoside 2-alpha-L-fucosyltransferase-like protein. Gene Ontology annotation, cellular component: membrane. The record is from RefSeq and is a predicted model, not a curated record. Gene Ontology annotation, biological process: cell wall biogenesis. The transcript has a single exon. Gene Ontology annotation, molecular function: galactoside 2-alpha-L-fucosyltransferase activity. NCBI's taxonomy places the organism in Eukaryota, Euglenozoa, Kinetoplastea, Trypanosomatida, Trypanosomatidae. Bases 1 to 1656 code for a protein of 551 amino acids.
AUGAAAGAACGAGGACGUGGUAUUAUCGCAAGGCGAACUUCUAUUAGGACAUGUACACGUCUUCGGGUAUUAUGUUUUGUUUGCAUAUUUUCUUUAUGUGCAUCCAUGUGGAUAAUAUCAUCCAACACAAUAGAAAUGAAUGAAUUAAGAAAAAAUCACACAGAUACCACCUUUCAUCAUUGGAUGGAUUCCUAUGUGGAAAAAGCUUCUAUGAUUAUAAAUGAUCUAGAUGAUUCUUUACCGAAUACUAGCGAUGGAAAUAGUAGCGAAAAUAAAAAUUUUUGUAAUAUUAUGGUAAACUGGGUAUGGAAAGAAGUUAUUCCUUUUCGUUAUAAUGAUGAAUUUAGAGAAGUUUUACUUUCACACCGGAAAAGACAUUUAGCAGUUUCUAAUGGUCAACCAGAGAUUGGUCAAAAGUAUAUUAUUUGGUCUCUUAGUGGUGGUUUAGGUAAUCGUAUUCAGUCUUUGGGUAGUAUUUUCAUAGCAGCACUCUUAUCUAAACGUGUACUUUUAAUGAAAGAUUGGUUUACACCGUUAAGAUCUUCAAAGGCAUCACCAAUUAAACCAACAUUAUUACCUUUUGUAAAUAGUGGGAAUAAAAUAGAAACAUUUCGUUAUGAAAAUCUACGAGAGUUAUUUUGGUUUUCUAAUAAUGAGAGUUCUCCUCGUAUAUCUAAUGAAUUUAUGUUUUGUGGUUUAUUCCCUAUGAUGUCCCUUAAAGAGUUUGAGGAAAUGUAUCCAAAUGAGUUUAGAAAGCAUGAAAAUACAAAAGAAGUAGAAUUAUAUAAAGAUAGUCACGUAAAAAUAGAUAUACGUGCUCGUCAUGAUAAGAAAUUAAAUUUAUGGAAACAUUUUGCUUGUACAGAUCCUGAAAGUCAUGAAAUUGAUUUUUUUUCAAAACAAAAGUUUGUUUACAUUUGGACAAAUCAAUAUUUUCUUCCUCUUUUUUAUGUAAACAAACGAACAAAGAAUAUAAUAAAUAAUUGGUUUUCAACAAAUCCCUUUAGAUCUAUAUUGCCUUUAAUUUUUCUUCCUUCACAUCCUGUUAUGUUUCGUGUUUUGCAAACUAUGAGGUUAAAUCCUUUUUUAAAAAAACGUCAGUUUGUGGGAAUGCAUAUUCGAUCAUUUAGACGAAAUGAAAUUUUACAUCUCGUGAAAUCAUUUUCUUAUUGUGUUAAUCGUUUAAUUGAUGAAAGUAAUUCUUUACAGAAUUUCUUCUUAGCUACUAUGCAUAGUACGGUAAAAACAUAUUUUAAUGAUUUACCGUUAAAAGGAAAAGCCAAAUUCUUUACAAUUGAAUCUGCGCAAACUACAGAUGAGCAAAGUACUGGACAAGGUUCAGUUCAAGAGUGGGAAGCAUUGACAGAUGUAGUAUUAUUAUCGUUAUCGAAACAUCUUUUUUUAUCUCCAUCUUCAACUUUUGGUUUUCUUGCUGCUGCUGCUGGGGAGAUUGAAUCUAUUACUAUUGUAAACACAAAAGAGUCAUUUAAUCAUUUGAAAAAAGAUAUGUGUUCAGUACUAGAUGGGAAUAUAGUUGGAGAACCUUGUUUUGCAUCUUGGUUUAGGCUAGACUCCAUAGGGCAUCGUCGUCAUCAAAUUGGAUGUGAAAUGGAUGAAAUGCCUGCCUGGUCGCUUAAAUGUGGAACUAAUGGAUAA